AGAUGGCGAGGACAGCACUCCUUUUCUGUCUCUCCUUCUCUCUGGUCUUGACCAGUGUUGGUGCCAUCAAGACGCUGAAAAACAUUAAGUACCUGAAGAAACACACAAACUUUGUCAAGGAAUUGCCACGACAUGGUCUCAUGCUCCUACACUGGUUCGCCAACAUUGUAGUAAUUGAUGGAAAUGGUGCGAUACAGCUUAGCUUUGAUCCAGGACAGGGCAGCUAUGGACUACAUCUCUACAGAAAUAUGAUGCCUGAUCAAAAUGUUAAAGGAAGAGCACCUUCUAGGUCUGAAAGUCGUUAUUACUCUUUGGGUGAUCUCAGCUGUGGAAGAGCUCGAAUGUUGCCGUUUUAUGUAAUGCAGGAUUUCCAUAAUUCGAAGGGAUCUCAAUACGGAAACAUAGACAGGGUUCUGAUCAAAGUCCAGAACGACAGUCCACAAAGAGUCGACAAAGUGUACAUAACUCAGAAAAGCCAAGGAACCGGCUUUGACCCAAGCAAGACCUAUGAGAUUAGCGCUCAACUCCUGAUCCAAAUUCGAGCGCUUCGGAAGAACAUUGCAUGUAAUGCAGAUGACCCUAGACUGGACUUUAGCCCAUGUGAAUUCUUGAAUCAUCAACAAAAAGCUGCAAAAAUAGAGAUGAUGUAUCCCAAGGCACCAGGUCUCGCCUGGUUUCUGACUCUGGCUGGUUACAACAUCGACCAAAGGUCUGAUAAAUUUUCAACUCUCUUCUGCUCAACAAACAUCUCCAAUAGCAACUACUACCCACUUUCAACUGAAGACAAUGAAAGACAGUGUUUUGUGCACCACAGGAUAAAGCUAGAGGUGAAAUCCACAUCAACAGGGUUUGCAAGGAUCACAUGGAGCGGAAUACCGGAAAGUAUCGCCAGGAUAGACAUAAACGUAGGUCUUUAUGAAGAUGGUACCAAAGAGGAACCUUUGAAAGAGUGUCCACUGAAUGGAAGAACAUUUGGAUCCAUAGACACUACGGUUCCCCUGAACCCUGGCCUUCAGGUACAUCUACUACGGAGCGAAAAGACUUUGCACUACCUUCUUUUCAGCACCACACACUACACAAGCAUCUGGAAAGGCCCAGAGUUUGACGAAGCCAAUGGGAUUCUUCCAACUAGAGUCCGAGGUUAUGAUAUGAGUCUGCAGCUUUACACUAAAGAUGGCUACGCAUGUGCUCGACUCUACGUUAAGAAGUCCUUCAUCAAUUGGAGAAAUGUCUUCGACAACUCAUGGGUGGGAUUCUACGCUAGGUCAUCAGAUGAUAAUGACAAGUACAGCAAGUACGAGUGGGUUGUAAACUUUGAGAAGAGGUCAGAAGAAGACUGCCCUUCGGAUUUCGACAUCUACGAGAGUGAGUCCAGUCUAGAUAUUGGUCCUGGAGUCCAGGCUCGACUCAUGCUGACAAACCAUAUUGCCAGUGAGAAAGCCCGUACUGUCCCCUGGGAGGAACGUUCAACCUUCAAACAGUAGCUAGAUUGUCCUAGGACAACUUUAGGACAACUUUCUCUAGAUCUCAGUCUAUAUGGCUUUAUUCUCAAAGUGACUAGAUUUCUUAGAUGCCUAUGCCUUACAUCACAUUUUACUAUGUGUCUAGGGAUAGAUAUACUCCAUGUCUUCAUGUUUUGUCUUAAAAUCCUUGGUUAGCGUGCUUCUCUUGCUUCACCUUAUGUUAUUUCCUUCAACCUCAGGCCUGCUCUUGGACUAAAUGGUACACAUCAACAAUUUACAAUUUAAAAAUCUUUAGUCUAAACCAGUGAUCACCAACCUGGUCCUGGAGAUCUACUUUACUGCAGAGUUUAGUUCCAAUCUGCUUCUAACAUGCUGCACCUCCUCACCUACCACUAAUGCAUCUG
This is a messenger RNA of Colossoma macropomum (tambaqui), 1867 nucleotides long. RefSeq lists its product as uncharacterized. The record is from RefSeq and is a predicted model, not a curated record. The transcript has a single exon. The coding region runs from base 3 to 1484 and encodes 493 amino acids. NCBI's taxonomy places the organism in Eukaryota, Metazoa, Chordata, Actinopteri, Characiformes, Serrasalmidae.